GACUGCGUGCGUAUGCAUCGCGAACGACGCACUCUCGUUUUCCGCAGAGCCGGCGAAAUAGUGUCAAUGCGGAGGCACUAGCGCACAUGUCAAUUUCCGUCCCGGUUUCGCUGGUGUGCCCGGGCUGUUAUCAGUGAUAGUUGGCUGGCGUUACGACAUUUUUAAAUCUCACGGUUCCACGGUGUAGCGCGAGAGAUGAUACCGUCGAAUGAAAGUCGAUGGAUUUAUCGGAGUGCAAUCUAUUUUCGACGCUCGUGUCACGCAUUCUUUUUUCCCACUUUAUGGAAUUUGUUUUCUCUGUGUCUGGCUGGGUGUCUCCGCGGGCGCCGUUCACUUUCCACGAUGUUCGCUCUUUUAGCCGGCUUUUCGUGAUUGGACGCGGCUCGUUGAUAAUUGAAACGCGAUGUCACGGAAGAAAGACGCGACGCACGACGCGGCGAUCGAGUGGAGGGAUCCAUGGCUUGCACUGUUAUUAACUUUUCAUAUCGCUGUGACCAUGACAGCAGUUAUGACACGAAAUCAUGCUAAUUUUCAAAUAAUGUUAUUCCUCGUUCUUUUAUUAUUGGUAUACUUCUCUGAAAGCAUUAAUGAAAUGGCUGCUUCUAAUUGGAUGUUAUUCUCAAGGCAGCAGUAUUUUGAUUCCAAUGGACUUUUUAUAUCUGUAGUAUUUUCUGUGCCUAUCUUGAUGAAUUGUAUGAUAAUGAUUGCUAGUUGGCUUUAUCAGUCCAGUCAGCUAAUGACCAGUUUAAAGAGAGCCCAGUUACGACAACAGGCAAGGAAUCGGCAAAUAGAAGAUGAGUCUGUAAAUGCAAAUGGUACUGUUGUCAGGGAAAAGCAGGAGUAAUGUUUCUAGUCAUACAGCGGGAUAUGUAAAAAGAAAAAGAAGCGAGAAUGUACAUUACCAAAAAACAAGUUACAGCUUGUUUUUACCACAGCUCUGUGGUAUACAAUAGCAUUACUGAGAUUUGGUAAAUGUUAUUCCAUGAUGAUAGCAUUUUCUAAAAGGGUACUGAUGACUUAGUGAAAGCUUUCAUUCAUAUUGAAGUUGACAAAACAAACAGUUUUUGGUGAGCUGUACUUCCAAUGCAAUAUCACGUAUGUAUGAUGUAAUUAGUUAGAACAGAGAUAUGAAAUUUUAAGGUUAACUUAUUUCAUAAUUAAUUGAGCACUCAAACGUGAGAUUUAUGCAUACAAUUCUUGAACUACAAGGAAUUAUGUGAUCUCUGAAAGGAUAUUAUCUUAUAUUAAGGUACAUUCCGACGGUUCUUCAUUUUUAUUUUGAGGUUAAAAUGUUCGUUAUGACUUAAGGUAUUCUUAACACAUUACCAGAGUACUUACUACCGUAAUAUGUAUAUCGCUUCUUACAUAUAUUAUUAAAGAAAAAGAAAGAAAACGGCAUAAUUAGAUGAUUAUGGUUCUAGAUACAUAUAUGUAUAUGUAUGCAUGUAUGAGUGAAUGAGUAUACAAUUUCCAGAUAAAGAAAAAAACCGCCUUUUCGAUAGUCGUGUAUUGCACGCAUUUUUCGAACCAGUCAAAACAACCUUGCGUUGUGUAUUUGUGUAAAUCAAACCAGCAUUUUCUUGCCGUCGUUGUUUUUAAUGCGUGACUAAUCCGUUUAAAUAAUAAAUUAUUUUUUCCUAAAAUUGUAUUAAUUCAUUCCGAAUUACCAUCUGAAUUAUAUUCUAACUCAUAUAGCAAUUGCGACUGAAUGGGUUGUGAGAAACAGUAGACUUUCAAAAGCAUCUUCAAAGUCUUUUAGGAACUUUAACAAUUACAGUCAAUUUCUUUUUUUUACUCCAGUAUUCAUACUCUCACAAACAAGUUUAUUCAAAAGUUUUCUAAUUUGUACACUCUUCAAGGAACCUAAACAAACAACUACCUGCGCCCAAGGGAAUCCGCACAAAUUUCGAAUGAUGUAACCUGUAUUUAGAACCUUUGAAAAUCCGGUAACUGCCGCGCAUGCGCGUACCGUUGAGCAACCACCGAUUCAAGGGGUAGAUUUAAUGCGCAAAUCUGUUCGAAUUAAUUUACAACUUUACUUACUCUCCACACGAAUAAAAUUGUCAA
This is a messenger RNA of Nomia melanderi (Alkali bee), 2067 nucleotides long. It is a transcript of the gene Tmem18, whose product is annotated as transmembrane protein 18. The record is from RefSeq and is a predicted model, not a curated record. NCBI's taxonomy places the organism in Eukaryota, Metazoa, Arthropoda, Insecta, Hymenoptera, Halictidae. Gene Ontology annotation, cellular component: nuclear membrane.